AUGGGUAUUUGCCUCAUUCUCACCGCAAUCGUUGCUAUCGCAGCCGUUCUUGCUUGCAUGCUGCUUUUGAUCUGCAUCAAGUUUGCUACCGAUCGUGAUGCACGCCGUGAAGCUCGCAAACGUGCCUUAUCUGCCUCCAACGAGCAGAAGAAGGUGGAUGGAGAUGUUGCAUCCGCCGUUUCCGGUCAUACAACCACUACUAGCAACGCCGAAGAACGUGCCGGGCUGACGAAGGUUUUGAUCACUGAUGAGAAUGAGGAUUGA
Messenger RNA from Caenorhabditis remanei, 264 nucleotides. RefSeq lists its product as uncharacterized. Lineage: Eukaryota; Metazoa; Nematoda; Chromadorea; Rhabditida; Rhabditidae. The transcript has a single exon. Bases 1 to 264 code for a protein of 87 amino acids. The record is from RefSeq and is a predicted model, not a curated record.